AUCGCUCCCUGCAGGAGUUGAAUGUGGAGUGAACGUUACAGGUGGAGCAGAGAGAGGCGCAGAGCCGGAUCCGAGAGGAGACACGACACCAACAGCGGCGGUGUGGACGAUCUUUUAUGUGGACCACUCUGACAGCUCCGGAAGGUGGUAGGAUGAACAUGAUCUCCACCAGCAUCCCUCACCAGUAGCUGGGCAGCAUGGCUUCUGCUCCUCCUUGCGGAGAGGACACCGGCAGCUCAUUAGCACUGCGCUGGAGGCUAACACCAACAUAGAUAUACAUCACGCAGGACGCUGACUUCAAACUCAGUCGAAGCAGGCUGAGCUGCACUCCACAGGCCUGGUUGGUUAAAACAUCCGUAUGAACUGCUUUGAAAACAUGACUCGUGCCAGAGCAGCACAUGUCCAGGACAGCGACAUCACCGCAGCCUAACGACAUCUGGACUCAGACCUUGGACCAUGAUCUGUCUCUGAGUGGUCGCUUUGGUGGCAGAGCUGGACUGUGCAGCUCUUCCACACUUAGACAAAACCUGGACUCUGAGCCAUGUCUCUUCUCUCAGCUCUGAGCAUCGUCUGUGGAUUGAUGCUCCAUGUUUCACUGAGUGCACUCAACACUCACUACUGUGUCCCACGAAAGACUGUCCCUUACCAGAAUGAGCUGAAGUUGUUCAGAGAAGAGGGGAUCUCUAACUACUCCACAAUGUUAAUGAGAGAUGACCUUGGGGUGCUGCUGCUGGGGGCCCGAGAGGCCGUAUAUGCUCUGGACAUCAACAACAUCUCAGUCAGGAAGUCAGAGGUGUAUUGGCGAGUUACCGAGGAGAAGCAGAGGGAGUGCACAUACAAGGGAAAACAUGCCGAGGUGGAAUGCCGUAACUACAUUCGAACCCUGCACAGAGUGAAUGACACUGCAAUGUAUGUGUGUGGCACGAACGCUUUUAGCCCCACCUGUGAUUAUAUGACGUUUGCUAAUGGACAGCUGAGGCUGCAGGGAAAGCAGGAGGAGGGAAAGGGGAAGUGUCCUUUUGAUCCCUUCCAGAGAUACUCCUCCCUCAUGGUUGGAAAUGACCUGUAUUCUGCUACAUCCAUCAACUUCUUGGGCUCUGAGCCUGUGGUUCUGCGCAGUUCAAACUUGGCUCUCCGCACUGAGUUUAAGAGCUCCUGGCUCAGUGAGCCAAACUUUGUCUACAUGGACUUUGUGAGUGAGAGUUUUGACAGUCCCGAUGGCGAUGAUGAUAAAGUGUACUUGUUCUUCAGCGAGAACGCCAUGGAGUACGAUUUCUACAGCAAAGUUGCGGUAUCUCGAGUGGCCCGUGUCUGCAAGGGGGAUAUGGGCGGACAGCGGACGCUGCAGAGGAAAUGGACGUCGUUCCUGAAAGCUCGUCUGGAUUGUUCCUUCCCUGAACCCAGCCUGCCCCCCAUUGUCCAGGAUGUCUUCCUGCUUAAGCACAAGGACUGGAGGAACAGUGUCUUCUACGCUGUCUUCACCCCGCAGUCGAGCCUCUCCCAGGUAUCAGCAGUGUGUGCAUACAGCGUGUCUGCCAUUAGAGAUAUUUUCAGCGAGGGAAAGUUCAAGACACCCGUUGCUGUGGAGACAUCCCAUGUGAAGUGGGUGAUGUACACUGGAGAAGUGCCAGUCCCCAGACCAGGAGCGUGCAUCAAUAAUGUGGCUCGUAAAAUGGGGAUGAAUCGCUCUCUGGACCUUCCUGACAAAACCCUCCAGUUCAUCAGAGACCGUCCCCUCAUGGAUGAUGCCGUUCGUCCAAUAAGAGGAGAGCCGCUGCUGGUCAAGAGAGGAGCUUUGAUGACUCGGAUCGUAGUGGACAGUGUGCUGGCGCUGGACGGACAGAGAUACGCCGUCAUGUUCACUGGCACUGACAAUGGUUUUAUUCAGAAGGCCGUCAACUACGACGGAGAAAUGUUCAUAAUUGAGGAGAUUCAACUGUUUGAAAACCCAGAGUCUAUCACCAUCCUGCGCCUCUCAUCGAGCAAGGGCCAGCUGUAUGCAGGUUCAGAGUUUGGUGCUAUCCAGAUGCCAGUCAGUAACUGCAGCCGCUAUGACACCUGUGUGGACUGCAUCCUGGCCAGGGAUCCGUACUGUGCCUGGGACUUCUCCACUGAGCAGUGCUCCUCAGUCCACAGCGUACCCCCCUCCUCAGAUACUGCAAUGCAGAGUCUGAAGGAGGGUGACGUCUCACGGUGUCCUCAGCCAGAUCCAGUCCCAGCUGUGGACUUCACCCUCGUCCCAGAGAACAACAUCCAGCUGCCUUGCCAGCUUCACUCCAACUUGGCAGAGGUCCACUGGCGUUUCUCUGACCAAACACUUCACUCCAACCACAAAUACUACAUCUACAGCGGAGGCCUCCUCAUCCUGAGCGCCUCUGAGUCGGAUGCUGGCUUUUACACCUGUGACUCAGUAGAGCUCAUAAAUGGCAAAACAUACAACCGAACUGUGGCGGUUUAUCGUUUGCAGCUCUACUCUGGUCCGGCGGUGGGGGACAGCACCACUCCAGGCAAUGAGGUGGCAAAUUCCUCCGACUCUGUUCACACUGUGAAUACAGCUGCACCAGGUCCGGUGCCAGAUGAGGAUAAUGAGGACCCAUCCCACGAGUCUCAAAGCGACACUGGCAGGGUGACUCGCUUAGAGGUGGCUGUGGCUCUGCUUUCGCUGCUUUGUUUCUCCCUGAUGGGGGUCAUAUUUUGGAUCUGGUUUCGAGGAGGCUGGGAAUGCUUCAAGUUUGCACAGAGCGCCAGUGAAAGCGAGGGGAAAAGGCAGUCAGGCGAAUACAUGCACAUCCAGAACAGAACUUCAGAGAUAAAGCUCCUGGGGCCUGAGGCGGGGAGACCUUGCAGUGCCAAUAAUAAUCACUCUGCUGUUGACUUCAAAGGGAACGGGGAGCACCACUUCACACCUAUGGCCAACAUUUCAAGUCUGGACGGUCUGGGAUACAUAAAUGAUGAGUCAGAGAUUUAACUUUGCUGAGGUAUAGAGUAGCAGAGUCCGAGGCCAACGAAACUGCACUAAUCAUCUUUCUAUAGGUGCCCUUCCAACACAAGACAGUUCUCCGAAAGGAUUUUCACAUUAUAAAUUCUUUUGACUGGUGUCCUGUUUCUCCUCGCCAGUUUCCUUCACUGUCAUUUCUGUACUCUAACCGGGCAGCUGAUGUUCAGUUAAAACACUUUUUCUGGUGGAUUUUUCACUCCAGGAAACUGCUGAAAAGACAUUUUUUUUAUAUGUGUAUUUUUUUGUAUAAUGACAAAUUGUGAAUAACUUUGUGUAAUAUAUUGUGUACAGCCAAGACCUUUUUUUUUUCAACUAUUUAUUUGUUGUAAAGUCGUUUUUAUUUCAUCUUUAAACACUUGUAAUCUACAAAAAGUCUUGUAAAUAUGGUCAACAACGGUGAACAAGUAGCAAACACUUUGACCUCUAAUUUCAAGCCACAUUUCAUUUUAUGGAUAGUACUGUUUAUUUAAGACAACAUUGAUCAGUCAGAGUGUACCAUCACUCUUUGGCUGUUAAUGAUUGAUCAGUACUCUGUGUACUACUCCUUUAUUGGUGGCUGUUUAAAAAAAAAAAAAAAAAAGACCUACAGAUGUACCUUUGUAUUUAAGCAUUCAAAUGACACUCACAGGUGAAACAGAGUGAACGUCAUACCUCCAUCUUUCAAAACACAAAAAUAAUAAUAAGAUUAUCUCACUCCAGUAAAUGUUAUAUCAUCAUUGAGAGUGUCGUAGUGUAACGAGGGUUGUUUUUGGGUACACAGUUAUAUUUUAGAUUCCAGGCAUACACUGUAGUCUCCCUUUGGAAAAGACAACAUGUCAUUGGGAUGUACAGGUGUGGGUGUAACUUUCUGGCAGUGGCAGUCAACUCAGAGACACAACGCGGAUAAGAACCAAGUGUCAAACUUUCGGAAAAUGCAGUCCUUGUUCAUAUGACAAUAAACUUUAUUGGGAGUUUGACGCGCAUGUAGCUGUCAGUAAUGAUUACCUUCCCUCACACACAGUGGAGUGAUGUAUUUGAAAGCGAUGCUGCUGCAACGUUUGACUGACGCGCUUCUUGUCUUGAUUUUUCGAACAGAUACUCCUGUGGAUUGUGCGGCGGGAUAAUAUCAACAAAAAAAACCUGCAGCGACUCCACGGUUAUCUCAGACCUGUUUGUUGUCUGUUGAAGAAGACUCUGAGACCAAACUAAAUUACAGGAAUGUAGUGUGAAUCUGCUCUGUGUUUUUCACACUGUCAUUAACGGCAGCGCUCAGAGCCACCUCACGUUUCACCUCCAACAAGUACUGUAGAGAUGAAAGGCCUGAAGUGCAUCUCUUCUCAAUUAUUCAACAGUGCAGUAUAAGAUAUUUGUCAUGAACUGAAUUAAGGAUAUAUAUUGAUCGUAUCAGGUGAUAAAUUAAUAAAAUAUUGCCUGUGCAGUUUUUAAAAAAGUGCUUUCAUGCUUAGCAUAGACAUAUUUACACCAGGGAAUUAAGACGAUCCACGUUAGCUUUUUUUAGUGUAGUUGUUUAUAAGUUUCAGAGAGCACUGUCUUAGAUUUUUAUUUUUUUUAGCUUCCCUCUCUCCUGUUCGUCAGUCUUCCUUUUCCUCCCAAGAUUUAAUGAGGUUUCCCCUCUUACUUUUAUUUCUGGCUGUCUCUCUGAGUUCCUCUAUGAUGCUCGCAGCCUUUUUUUAACCCACACUUGGUUUCUUUGAACAUUUCUGACUUGCAUUUCUGAAUAAAUCAAUAUGACAACAGCAUCUCUCUGCUAGGGUGAACAACUCUACACUGAGGAUGAGGGAUACAGAGAUUUUAUUUAAUUUUUUUUUUGUACACACAGCAAAAAUGGCCACCAACAGGGACAACCCGAGCACACGUGGUCCCAGUGGGUGACAGCUGUUUGUCUCUGCACUGUAUUGUUCCUCUUAACAGUGUUUGAAGGUUAAAGAUAUCUAAUGUCAUAGACUAUAGUUCAGUUGAUAUAAAAACAAAAACCAAUAACCAACAUAGUAUUUAUCUUUUCACACAGCAGCAUUGUUUCUGUGUUAAAAGACUGCAAAAAAUAAAAUAGCCUAUACAACAAUGGUUCCUAACCUGUGGGUCGGGUCCCACUGGUGGGCCACGAAGGUAUUGCAAGAGGGCUGACAAAUCAUUUGUGAAAAGAUGUAACUAUACAAAAAAAAAAAAUAUAUAUAUAUAAUAAAUGUUUUUAAGUGUUUUAAAAAGUAAUGAUCUUUAAAAGCAUUAAAAAUGUUGAGAAACUUCUUUCAUAGUUUCUUCUCAUGUAUUCAGGCUCAUCAUUGUGAUGAGUCGAUGAUAGGAACUUUUAUGUUGUCGCCGGCCGGACCACAUCAUUUACUUGUUUGAUAUCUCAGUCUAGUUGCGCGCUAAAAGAUUACAUCCAUGGCAAAAACUGGAAUGUCAAAAUGGAUAGCAGGUUAGCAACAGGAAGAAUUAAAAGGAAAGAGAGUCAAGAGACAGAUGUUGAAUCGACAAGUGACCAAACAAGAAAAGAAAAUUGAGCUUCCCCUGCUUUAAGUAUUCGGCCUUCAUAUUGUUCCAGGGCCAACAUUUUUGAGAUUUUCAAGUGCGCCAUGAGGUGGAAAAGGUUGGGAACCACUGCUAUUAGAGUUCAUAAAUAGUUCAACUCAGACCUAACCUACAUCGCCAGCUGGUUAUCAGACGUUAAACCAUUGUAAUUUCUCACACAUUCAACUAGGACAUACAGACACAAUGAGAGUAAGAAUAUUUAUUGUUGUUGCAAUAUUUAAAGGUCAUUUUAACAUAUCUGUUAUAUUUUGUCACUUAUCAAAUAACAGAAAGAAAAAAUAAUAAUCAAAAUACUGAAUUUGGCAGUUGGCCAUGAAGGACACUUUUGUAACAAGAAAAGAAAAAUAAAUUGUCAAACUAUGAGCCAGGCACCUUUUUCUUCCAGUUGGUGCUUCAUACAGGCUUUGAUUGGAUUGAGGCAAAAUUAAAGUGAGCUGCUAUAUUACCUGCAUAAAAAAAGCCACAUUCAUUGGUUUUAAUCAGAUCAUUCACUCUGAAAUUUGUUGGAAUGACAAUUAGCCAAUAUCCAGUAUCAGACUACACUUAAACAGACUGUGAGUACAUUUGCAUGCAAGAUUUCACCUUACUGCAGAUCCAUCUACAGAUGUUUUUUUUGAGAGAUGUUUGUGUCAGUUUAUGUUGGUUA
Molecule: messenger RNA, 6173 nt
Organism: Seriola aureovittata
Lineage: Eukaryota; Metazoa; Chordata; Actinopteri; Carangiformes; Carangidae
Exons: 14
Coding region: 542-2968 (808 amino acids)
Biological process (GO): neural crest cell migration; axon guidance; positive regulation of cell migration
Molecular function (GO): semaphorin receptor binding; chemorepellent activity
Source: RefSeq, a predicted model, not a curated record